This is a messenger RNA of Sorex fumeus (smoky shrew), 3254 nucleotides long. RefSeq names its product interleukin 4 receptor (gene IL4R). NCBI's taxonomy places the organism in Eukaryota, Metazoa, Chordata, Mammalia, Eulipotyphla, Soricidae. The transcript has 10 exons. Bases 136 to 2265 code for a protein of 709 amino acids. Gene Ontology annotation, biological process: production of molecular mediator involved in inflammatory response; cytokine-mediated signaling pathway. The record is from RefSeq and is a predicted model, not a curated record. Gene Ontology annotation, molecular function: protein binding; cytokine receptor activity. Gene Ontology annotation, cellular component: membrane; external side of plasma membrane.
GCCGGGGCGGGCGCGCGGCGGCCCGGGGAAAGCCCCCGGGAGCGCAGUGGGCGCCGCAGCCCGGCGCGCCCCGCACUUCCCCUCGGGCGCUGCGCGGCGGAUGGAGCGGCGCGCGCAGGCGCCUAGGAUCUCCUGAUGGGGCGGCUGUGCGCCGGCGUCCCCUUCCCCGUGGGCUGCCUGGUGCUCGUGUGGACAGCAGGUGCAGGGUGCAUGGAGAUUCUGGGCGAGCCCACCUGCAUCUCCGACUACCUCAACACCUCCACUUGCCACUGGUGGAUGGACCGUGCCACCAACUGCAGCGCCGAGCUCCGCCUGUCUUCCUGGCAGGACUUCCCCGAGCCUGAGAACUACACGUGUAUUCCCGAGAACCGAGCCGACGCUGAGUGCGUGUGCAACCUGCAGAUGGACGACAUUGUGGCCAGCGAGACCUACCAGCUGGACCUGUGGGCCGGGAGCCGGCUGCUGUGGAAUGGGUCCUUCGUCCCCUGCCAGCAUGUGAAGCCCAGGGCGCCCGGCCACCUCCGAAUCCGCGCCAACGUCUCCAACACGUGGCUGCUGACGUGGAGCAACCCGUAUCAGCCGGAACACAACCUGUACUCGGAGCUCACCUACCUGGUCAACAUCACCAACGAGGAUGACCCUGCCGACUUCAAGGUCUACAACGUGACCUACAGGGACACGGCCCUGCGCUUCUCAGCCAGCACCCUGAGACCUGGGGCCUCCUACAGCGCCCGGGUGAGGGCCCGCGCCCCUGACUACGGCAGCGCCUGGAGUGACUGGAGCCACCCCGUUUCCUGGAAGAACAACCACCAGCCCCCCUGGGAGCAGCGCCUCCAGCUGGGCGUCACCGUCUCCUGCACCAUCAUCCUGUUCGUCUGCGUAUCCUGCUACUUCAGCAUCACCAAGAUUAAGAAGGAGUGGUGGGACCAGAUCCCCAGCCCGGCCCACAGCCCCCUGAUGUCCAUCAUGACCCAGGAGCCCCAGGGGCCUGUGUGGGGGAAGCCGUGCCCACGCCAGGAGGCCACCACGCACCCACACUGGAAGACCUGCCUCACCAAGCUCCUGCCCUGCUUCCUGGAGCACAGCCAGGAAGGGGACGGGGCAGCCACCAAGGUGGGCAGCACCGGACUGGGGCACGGCCCCUGUGUGUCCACGUGGCAGCCGCUGGAGGCCAGCAGGACGGUGCUGUGGCCCGAGCGCAUCAGCGUGGUGCAGUGCGUGGAGCUGGCCCGAGCAGAGAAGCAGGAGGAGCCGGAGGAGGAGGAGGAGGAAGAGGAGCAGGAGGAGAAAGGGAGCACCGCGGGCGCCGGCCUGGACGGCAGGAAGGACAUCGCCGACCGGCUGACGGAGAAGCUGUUCUUGGGCUUGUUCGGGCCUGACCCCGGGGUGCUGGCACCCCCGGAGGUGUCGUGCCCGGGCCAGGGCCAGCUUUUCAGCCCCGGGUCCGAGCCGCCGCCACCGGCGCCGGCGGGCCCAGCCUGCCCCCAGAGGCCCGCGGGCGGCUCUGACAACCCAGCAUACCGCAGUUUCCAGCAGUGCCUGCAGGACGGGGGGCAGCCCGGGGACCCCGGGGAUCCGCCACCCUCCUGCCCGCAGCCCCCCGAGCCUGAAACCGGGCCCCAGGGCCUGCAGCGCGCGCCCCCUGGCGGCUACCGGGGGUUCCUGCAGGCGGUGGCUCAGGGUGCCGCGGAGGAAGGCGCGGAGACCCCACCCACGGGGAUGGGACCCGCGGGGACCCCGGCCGGCUACCGGGCCUUCUCCAGCCUGCUCCCGUGCAAGCCCGCCGCGUCGCAGGACAGCGGCGGCGGCGGCGGGGUUUACAGGCCCUUCGAGAGCCUGGCACCCGGCACCUGUGUGGCCCCCGUCCCUCUGCUCACCUUUGGACUGGACCCCGGCCCACCCCACGGCCCUGGGCACUCGCCGCUGCCCGGAGGCGGCUCCCUGCAGCCAGGAAAGGGAGGACCCCCCGCAGAGCAGGACCCGGAGCCCCUCCGGGGCGAGCUGGGGGGUGCCGUGGUCUACUCAGCCCUCACCUGCCACCUGUGCGGGCACCUGAAGCAGUGUCACGGGCAGGAGGACCGGUCCAAGGCCCCCGUGGUGGCCAGCGGCCCCUGCUGCGGCUGCUGCUGUGGAGACAAGUCUUCCCCCCCGGGGAGCCCCCUGACUCCCGGGGCCCUCCCCGAGUCCAGCCUGUCUUUGACUGUCUCCGGAGAGGGAGGGUUCCCACCGCUCCCUGCAGCGCCCACAUGCCUGAGCACGUCUUAGGGGCUGAGGUCUGCAGGGGUGCCCGGGCCUGCCACCAGCCCCCAGCAGGGUGGCCUCUGGGUGGGCAUUGCCCGCGUCUUGGAAGGACCUUGUGUGGGCGACAGAUACGGAGCCCCGGGAGCCAGGCGCCCGCUCCCUGCCUGCUCACCACCGUCCCCGCAGAGGGGCAGGAGGCUCCCAGGCUUGAGGGGCUCGUGGACAGUCAGGCACUGCCCACGUCUUUGGCCCACUGCAUGGCCACCCGGGGUUUUCUCAGCUGCUGCCCACGGCGAGAUGUGAGCGUCUGAGCAUCUGCUGAGUGCGCUGCCGUCACCCCACGGCACGGCACAUGGAUGGAGCCGAGAGAACAGCCGUCAGAGAGAAGCCCGGAACCAGCAGCAAGUGUGGGUGCAGGCCAGGCGGCCGGAAGCUCCCCGCGGGCCCAGGCGUGGACUGGCGCUUCUUGUGGUGGACACAGGAAGGGUCAGCCAAGUGCAGUUAACUGAGAGGGAAGGAACGAUGUGAUUUUCUUUCUUUUUUUUUCUUUCUGGUUUGUUUUUUGACCCUGGCUUGCACUCAGGAACGAUCCCUGGCCCUGCUCAGGGGACCCUGUGGGGUCCCGGGGAUUGAAUCAGGGUCAGGCAAGCGCCCUCCCCGCUGUGCUAUCACCCCGGCACUGCAGUUGUGCUGUUCAAGCAGUGAUGGUUUGCUAGCAGGUGCUACCGUUAAGAGAGAAGCUACUUUCAAACUGGGGAUGCCCAGAAUCAAAUUGCCCAGCGACCAUAAGGUUGGACCGUGUCCCCGUAGACCCCACUGCUGGCAGCCAGAAGGGACAGAUGGAGCGGGGAGUCUCGUGCCCCCAGGCCUGCCGGACACCUUUACUGUACGUGCUCACUGCAGCCGCCGUCUGGAGCGCUGGUUUGCAUCCAAGGACUGGAUUUGCUAGGGCGGGGGCUGGCGGGGACAUAUGCAAAUCUGUGGCCUCCCCCCACCCGCCGAUUAAACAAACA